AUGAGGCCUACGCUGGCAAGGCUGGCCGUGAGCGCGGCGCUCGCCAGCUCCGCGGCUGCUAUACUCGUCACGCCGGAUUCGCCGUGCGACACCCAGUGCGGCAACGUCCUCUCCGCGACGACCGGGUCCGACAUCGAGUGCGACCAGAACAACUACGGCAGCGCUGCCGGCACCGUGUUCAGGAACUGCAUGAACUGUGAGCUGAGCAGCAAGUACUACAGCACCGAGCUGAACCAGUCGGACCAAGAAUGGAUGCUCUACAACUCCAGAUUCGCGGUUUCAUACUGCGUGUACGGUGACCCGGGCAACGAAAACAUCGGCGACAGCCCGUGUGUUACUUCCCGAGCGUGUGGUGUCCUCAAAAAUGCCAUCCAAUUCGGCAACUUCAGCACCAACGUCGGAGCAUACGACUACUGCCAGCACUGGGACUUCAGCGAACUCACCAACGGGUGCGAGAACUGCUUACGGGCGAGUGACGAUAACUACCUCGCCAACAUGGUGGCCCUGCUCCAGGUCGGCUGCCUCCAGAAGCCCGCCCCCGGCGCCACCGUGGCCGUCGAGGGCGGCGUAUUCUCCAACACCCUGCUGACGGAGGGCACGCCAACGCCGACAAGCAGCUGGACGGGUGACACCGACUCGGGCCCGCUCUCUCUGGGCGCCAAAGUCGGCGUCGCCAUCGGCGGGCUCUGCUUCGCCCUCGUCGUGGCCGGCUUCUGCAUCGUGUGCAACGGCCGGCGCCGACGCCGCGCCUACCUGCGCAAGCUCGAGAUGCGGCAGAAGGAUGCCGGGUGGCCGCAUCCCGGCGGAGGAGGAGGAGGAGGGCGAGCAGGCAGCAGCAGCGGCGGUGGUGGUGGCGGCGUGAUCCAGCGCGGGCCGGACAUGAACGAGACGCCGCUCAGCCAGAAGCCGCUGCGCGGGUGGGACGACUCGCCGCUGUCGGCGACGGCGACGGACACCAGCUACGGGCGCUACUUCUCGCCGUACUCGUCGCAGUACAACAGCCCCGUCAGCGCCGCCGGCACGCCCGCCACCAUGGCGCAGCAGUGGCCGAGUUUCCACGACCACCUUUCGCCUCAGGGCUACCACGACCACCACUCGCCCCAGGGCUAUCACGACCCGGGCCAAGGGUUCGCGGCGCAGGGACACGGGUUCCCGUCGUCGGCCCAGGAGAAGGCCAUGCAGGACCAGCACGACGCAGAAGCUGCGGCCGCCGGGCCGUCGGGUCACCAGCCCAUCCACAUAGGGGUCGCGCUGGGCGGUGACGAGCCGAGCCUGCGGACGGAGCCGUCCAACCCGAGCUUCCGGGACCAUGAGCACCGGGCCGACGGCGCCGCACCCGAGGAGUACGAGCUGCACGAGGUCAGCAGCGCGGGCGGGAGCAGUGCCGGCGGUCCCAACGCGCCCAUGAUGGGCCAUAGCGACAGCUUCAAGAAUAGGCUGGCGAGGGGCAAUGUCGCGCCGGUGCUGCAGCAUCCCGGGUACGGGAGGUAUAGCCCUGACAAGUACCCGCCUCCGCCGCCGCCUGCGCAUGGGAUGCAGCAUGGUUAG
Molecule: messenger RNA, 1548 nt
Organism: Diaporthe citri
Lineage: Eukaryota; Fungi; Ascomycota; Sordariomycetes; Diaporthales; Diaporthaceae
Exons: 2
Coding region: 1-1548 (515 amino acids)
Source: RefSeq, a predicted model, not a curated record